Messenger RNA from Xyrauchen texanus (razorback sucker), 6419 nucleotides. RefSeq names its product neuronal PAS domain-containing protein 3-like. The coding region runs from base 1 to 2931 and encodes 976 amino acids. Lineage: Eukaryota; Metazoa; Chordata; Actinopteri; Cypriniformes; Catostomidae. The record is from RefSeq and is a predicted model, not a curated record. The transcript is spliced from 12 exons. Gene Ontology annotation, biological process: regulation of transcription by RNA polymerase II. Gene Ontology annotation, molecular function: DNA-binding transcription factor activity, RNA polymerase II-specific; protein dimerization activity; RNA polymerase II transcription regulatory region sequence-specific DNA binding.
AUGAUCAGGAUCUUCCCGGAUUUCAGUGUUCAGGUGACGGCGGCGGCUGCAGGUGGGGGAGCCGGUGGAGGGAUGCCGGCUGCGUCUCGAGUCCCGGGAGCUACGAACGGGAAUCCGCAAAACGUGCAAGGGUUUACCUCCUACCAACAAAGCGAGCCAUACUGGGAGAGAUCUGCUAAUGCCAGCUCCUGUUCUGCCAGUAGGCCCAAGACACUCCACCUUGGAGGGCAACAACAUACCUCAUCGCCAUGGUUGCAGGCUCUGAGAAAGGAGAAGUCACGUGACGCCGCUCGCUCACGCCGGGGGAAGGAAAACUUUGAGUUCUACGAGCUGGCAAAGAUGCUUCCGCUUCCCGGCGCCAUCACCAGCCAGCUGGAUAAGGCCUCUAUCAUCCGCCUCACCAUCAGCUACUUGAAAAUGAGGGACUUCGCCAACCAGGGGGACCCGCCGUGGAACCUGCGCAUUGAAGGACCGCCGCCCAACAUCUCAGUCAAAGCUAUCGGGUCCCAGCGGAGGCGGAGCCCCAGCUCAGUUGCCACGGAUAUCUUUGAGCCUCACCUUGGCAGCCACAUCCUGCAGUCCCUGGAUGGAUUUGUAUUUGCACUAAACAAGGAGGGAAGGUUUUUGUACAUCUCAGAGACGGUGUCCAUAUACCUGGGGCUUUCACAGGUAGAACUGACGGGCAGCAGUGUGUUUGACUAUGUUCAUCCGGGUGAUCACGUGGAGAUGGCUGAGCAGCUGGGCAUGAAGCUUCCUCCGGGGAGAGGACUGCUGUCUCAGUGCGCUGAGGACGGGGCCAGCUCUGCCUCCUCUUCCUCUCAUUCCGAGACACCUGAGCCAGUGGAGUCGAGCAGCCCCAGUCUUCUGUCGCCAGAUAACAUUCUAGAACGUUCCUUCUUCAUCCGUAUGAAGUCCACACUUACUAAGAGAGGUGUACACAUCAAGUCAUCUGGGUACAAGGUGAUCCACAUUACCGGCAGACUGAGGAUAAGAAUGGCAUUAACGCACAGUCGUUCGGUACCCAAUCAGAUCAUGGGAAUGGUAGUGGUUGCACAUGCACUUCCUCCGCCCACCAUCAACGAGGUUCGGAUCGACUGCCAGAUGUUUGUUACACGGGUCAACAUGGAUCUCAACAUCGUCUACUGUGAAAAUAGAAUCAGCGACUACAUGGACCUGACACCUGUCGACAUCGUAGGAAAAAGAUGUUAUCACUUUAUUCAUGCUGAGGACGUGGAAUGCAUUCGGCAAAGCCAUUUAGAAUUGAUGAAUAAAGGUCAAUGUGUCACAAAGUAUUACCGCUGGAUUCAGAAGAACGGAGGUUAUAUCUGGAUCCAGUCUAGUGCCACCAUUGCAAUCAAUGCCAAGAAUGCCAAUGAAAAGAACAUCAUCUGGGUCAACUAUGUACUCAGUAAUCCAGAGUACAAAGACACACCUAUGGAUAUUGCACAGCUACCCAACCUGCCAGAGAAAGCAUCUGAGUCCUCAGAAACAUCGGAUUCGGAAUCAGACUUCAAGGAGAACUCUGAAGACAAUGAAAAGUCAGAUGGGAAGGGGAACCAGUCAUCCGAGAACAGCGAGAACCCCGAGUCGGACAGUAAGAAACAGACGGAGAGGCCGCCAGAGCAGGAGAUGAGACGACAGGAGGAAGGAGACAGUUCCAGCAAUCCAGAGAGUCAGGACAGCGAGGAUAGCCUGGAACCGUCCGACUGUGAUGCUGACCACAAGGAGGGACGCCUGGUGCGUUUGGGUGGCCUACACAUAAAGAUAGAGCGCUAUGGUGACGGGGAGGUAGAUGAACUGCAGGACUCGCCUUCCUCUUCCUCCUCCGAGGAGGAUGAGAUGAAUGAAGAGGAUGAGAUUGUGAAAGAUUGCAACAGUGGAGAAGAGCUGAGUGGGCCAGCAAUGAGUAAACACCAGAAAAGAAAGAAGAGGCGGAAAAAGCAGAAAUGGGAUGGGAGUCGCCAACGCCUGCGGCUGUCUCCCUCAGUCGCUGCCACCCCCAGCCCUGGCAGCCUGGACACCGCCCUUGGAGACCAGCCUCCCCUUCUGCUCCCACCUUCCCCAACCAGUUCCUCCAUGCUCAAGAUCAAGACUGAGAUGUCAGAGCCUAUAAACUUUGAUAACGACAGCAGCAUCUGGAACUACCCACCCAACCGAGAGAUCUCUCACAAUGAGUCCCCCUACAGCAUGACAAAACCCCACAACACAUUCCCUUCCCCCCAGCCUGCUGGCCUGCAGGUGUCCAUUCCUGACUCUGUCCUCACUCCACCUGGGGCCGAGGGUGGAGGAGGCAAUAGAAAGCCCAAUUUCAAUGGCAACAGUAGCAGCACCAACAACACCCCAACCACUGUGUCCAGUGCAACUCUGGGAAGCCUGGCUCAUUCUUCCAGCUCCACCACCGCAGACCCCCUAUCCCCACCUCUCUCUGCCUCACCACGGGACAAGCAGCAGGGUACGCCCACCUCCUCUGGUUCCCUGCUGUACAGUAGUGACCUUGAAGCCCUGCAAAGGUUACAAGCGGGUAACGUGGUACUUCCGUUGGUGCACAGAGUCACAGGCACACUUGCUGCCCCCAGCACAGCCUCCCCGCGAGUCUACACCACUGGAACAAUCCGAUAUGCCCCAGCAGACGUCAGCCUGGCCAUGCAGGGCAACCUCCUGCCUAACGCCCAUGCUGCUGUGAACUUUGUGGAUGUCAACGGGCCAGGUUUCGGUAUAGACCCAAAAACACCCAUGGAGAUGCUUUACCACCAUGUGCACCGGCUCAACAUGUCCACCCCAUUUGGGGGCACAGUCAGCGGAGCUGGGCUCACGCAGAUGCCAUCUGCUAACGUCUUCACCACGGCAGAAGGACUCUUCUCCACGCUUCCAUUCUCCGUUUACAGCAAUGGCAUUCACAACACACAGACUCUGGAGCGCAAGGAGGAUUGAAGCAAAACAUCGAGACCAUAUUACUGUGUUCAACUGUGUUCAAAAGACUCUUAUGAGGUAAAAGACUGUAUCAAAGUUGGGGAAAAGCAAGAUGUUCUAGCACUUUGAAUUUUGAGCAAUUGAGCUUGUGUAACUGAAAUUAAUGGUUUCUCUUCCUGUGACUUUCUAUCUCUUCUACUUGCUCUUUCUUCUCUCUCACAAGUUCUUGAUGACGGUUUCUCUAAACAGACUCAUCUCUAUUGUAAAGAGUUCCUUCAGAGCCACAGGGAAUUCGUAGCACUGUAGCGUGAUUUCUCUAUGGUGAGAUAUUUGACCAGAGUAUGUAACAUCCUCAUGAGGAUGUCUUAAAGGUAUUUGAAAAGAAGAUUAUUAAGAAAAGGAUCUGUUUGUGUUUCUAAUGGUAUCUUGAUGUGAUCGAGAUUGUUCCAGACAAAAGGAUGUUACCCUAUUUGAUCUUGUUCAAAGGGUUUUAAGGUCAUUUCUAAAGGGGAAAUAGUAUUUUAGAAAUAAUACUUUUUCUUCGUUUUUUAUAGCUCAAACUUAACUUGCAAAUCAUGCAUUAAAAAAAAGCAAUUUUAGCCGGGUAUCGACCUGUGAAUAGAAUGAUACUUCAAAAUCCCAGGACAUGGAACAGGUCAGUGAGAUUUUUCCAGUUCCAUCUUCUGUUUGCAGAUCCAUGGUGCUAUCAUUAAGUUACCCUCACUCAGCUGGCUGAUGUAGGUACCGUUCUGGAACUCCAGACAAAUGGCGGCUUGUGAGCUUUUAACAAAAAAGUCAAACCUUUAACAGAUUUUUUUAGUUUUUCUUUGAUUAUUGUUUAAUCACUUACCAGUGAGUGCAGGAGGGUAUUUUCGCUCAAACUAAUUGAGUCAGUAAAGGGAUAUGAAAAACGAUUUUUUUGUUUGUUUGUUUGGUUUUUUUUUGUUUGUUUGUUUUGUUUUUUUACAUUUAACAGAAUUACUUUCUAUCUCUCAGUGCAACUGAGGCUAAUUUUGCAUCACUUGAACAUGAAUGUUAAACUCCAACAGGCUUUGGUCAAAACUAUCCCUAAUUGCUUAGGGGAUUUUUUUAAAUUAUUAUUAAUUUUUGUUUUCAACGUUUACACUCCCUCUUUAGCUUACAAGCCUGGUGUCUUUCCCAAAAUCGAUUCCCCUUCAUCCCUUUCCCUUUACUCUCUCUGAAAAAUCACAUAUCAAGCAAAGAUUGUAAUAAAGACAUGCAUUUUCAAUCAAAAAAUGUUUUCAAAAUCCACAUUCCUAAUUUUUAUCCACUGUUGCCAAAAAUAUUUACUCACAGUUUGGUGUUAAAACACUGUGAUUUGAUGUUUAAAAAAAAAAAAAUUAUGAAGUAAUAAAACGGAAGAAAACUGUCACUUCAUUAUUUGGCAGCCGUCCAUUGAGUCAUCUAUUACGCAGCGUGAUAACCGUAAACUUGUACAAUGUGUAAGUGUCAUUGGCUGUCAGUCUCCAUAGCAACUUAAUUGUGUGUUACUAUAUGCAGUAUAUACGGAGCUAAUGUAGCUGUUUUGUCCUUUGUCCUCUCUGUGCUAGUCCGGGCUUGGACGGGGAAAACAUUUGUUCCCCGUCUACCCCCCCUUGCAGUCUUAGUGAACCAGUGGAGGUUAGUGGAUUUUGUGUGGUGGCCUUCCAAUGUAGUGUCACCUUUUUUGCUGCUUCUUUUUUGUAUGUAUUACUUUCUUCUUUUUCUGCUAUUGCUUUGCUGUCGUGUAGUCUACAGACCUCUCUCUCUCUUCUUCUCAGAGAUAAAAGACUCUGAACUAGAUCAAAGGUUUAAGGAGCCAUUUUUUUCCCACUGAGGAAUUCUGGGAUUGGAGUUUCCAGCUCAAAAAUGAUGAGGAAUUAAAACAAACUGAAGUAGCAUUUACUAGACUGGAACCUUAAAAGCCUCAGAUGUGAAACAUUCCCAGAGUCCCUUGUGCUUCUCUUGUGCAUUGGGUGUAUUUCAUUGGUUUCCACCAAACCUGUUGACUUCAAGGACCCUGCAACUCACAGGAAAUAUUAAAAGAUUAUGGUAGUAUUUCAGGACAAUAAACAGUUUUAAAGAUUUCUAAAGAGAUGAAAAAAAUAUUUCGCACUAUAAAAUCUAUUUUUAUAGGUGUUUUGGAAAUGCAUGUUUACUAAGUUGAUUGUUUGGUUUACUUGAUUUUGUUUGGUCCAACGGCUUUGUCGAUGUUUAGUGUUUUUUUUGUUGUUUUUUUUAGACUGUCCAGCAAAGGGAAUGGGGAGCCUUCGUCUUUUUACCUGAAUCAGGCUUCCCCCCAACAUCAGGAAACUUGUGUCUGUGGUUUCUGUGAAGAUGUGUUGUUACUCAAACCCAGGUGAUGAUAUUAAUAUGUUUUUAAAACGAUAACAGGACUUGCUGUUGGAACGGUUGCAGGAGAGCUUGGCGUCACCGCUGCAGGUUAACGGGAUCUUAGAUUUUAGCAUUUUGUACGUAGAUCAGAGACGUUUGAGGUGGGGGGUUUGGGGGCAGCUCCCAAAACAGACACUGUGGACAAGGAAAUACACCCAUAUGUUACUAACCGAACAGCCGGGCGAGCUGUCUCAAUGUAUCUGUGUUGUGUCAAAAUGAUUGCUGGUGAUUUAAUCUUAAACUAAUCUCAGCUGCUGUCAGAUAAAUAGUGUUUAAAAUUACAAUAUGAGAAAUCACUUCAUUACCUGUGAAGACUGUGUCUGUGUUUUUAACUAUUUCUUGUACAAUUAUUCAGAUUCUUUUAUGAGGAACUUGGUGCCAAGUAGAAGAAUAUGGGAGAAAGGGGAUUCUCUUAAUAUCAGUGUUAACAGUGUUAUAAAUUCUAAAUACAAACAAAUUAAAAUAUUAAAAGAGAAAACUAUGGUACAUUUUUAUUUUGUUUUUUGUUUUCAGAAGAAAAGACAAAAAACUUAACUAACUGAAGCUAACUUUGAGUGCCUGGCUUAUUUUUUUAUUUUGAAAACACCGUUUUUGUUCAUUUACCAUGAAUAAUGCUGCAAUUCAAAAAUGUACAUACUUCAUUUUACAACAGGGUUAUUUUAUACUUUUGUAGGUUUUCAUCAGUUAAAGCGACAUGUCAUACAUGGUUGUCUUUCUGUAACACAAUUUUUUUUACCAUCUUACAGGUGCCAUAUUCAUAAUAAACUUUUCUUGGAUUUGUUACUAUCUGGCAUCAUUUCUUUUACAUUCUGUUCAUCAUAAGUCAAUGCCGAACAUCAGUGAUUAUUCUUUGCUUUCCUCCUUUACUGCUUCUUUCUGUUCUUUCUUGCCCUCCUAUGUUUUCCCCUGGUCCUUAAUUUUGGUUAAUGUACAUAUGUAAUGUACAUGUUUCAGGUAAGGGAAUAUCAAAAUAUUCCCAUGUAGCCCAGCUAUCUCUUACUUCCAGACUCAUUGAAUGGCAAUCCAGUGCACGUUUACAGUGUCCAUGUACCAGGGCCUUUGUGUUCGAUAUGUUUAAGCAGUGGCUGAGCGAAUCUCCUUUUCAUUGGACAGAU